Pogonomyrmex barbatus (red harvester ant) is the source of this 1750-nucleotide messenger RNA. RefSeq names its product glutathione hydrolase 7. Gene Ontology annotation, biological process: glutathione catabolic process. Gene Ontology annotation, cellular component: plasma membrane. The record is from RefSeq and is a predicted model, not a curated record. Gene Ontology annotation, molecular function: glutathione gamma-glutamate hydrolase. Lineage: Eukaryota; Metazoa; Arthropoda; Insecta; Hymenoptera; Formicidae.
AUUUAUUUUUCUUCUUCGUAGCUGUUUCUUCCAGCUUUCAUUUUUUGCUGCACCAAUUUUUAUUAUAAUAUUUACGCAGUUCUUUUGGUAUAUUAUUAAAGAAAUUUAUAUAAAUAUAAAUACAACAGGAAAUUAUUUCCAGCCUUUAAAAAAUGAGUUAUAAUACACGUCUUACGGAAGAAUGUCCUUUAACAAAGGAAAAAACUCACAAAUACAGAUUGUGCAUCUACUGCGGCAAUGGGCUAAGAUUCAUCAUUGUUUGUUUUGUUGCAUUGACUUUUGCCAUCACUACAAUGCUAGUGUUGCAAAUUCUUUAUACUGAAAUACCACAGAACAAUCUUCAUAAUAUUCAUGGAGCAGUUGCUACAGAUUAUGCCAAUUGUUCUCAAAUUGGCACUAAAAUAUUAACGAGAUCAGGCAAUGCAGUCGAUGCCGCAGUAGCAGCAACCAUCUGCAUGGCUGUGGUAGCGCCUCAUAAAACUGGUCUUGGCGGAGGUGGUUAUAUAAUGAUAUACAAUUACAAAAAUCACACAGACUAUAGUGAUCCAAUUAUCAUUGAUUUUGCAAGUAAUACUACUAGAGUAGGUUCCUUUGGACGUUUGCCAGCUCUAUUAAAGGGAUUAGAGUUCGCUCAAAGAUCAUAUGGUAAUUUGCCAUGGCGCGAUAUCAUAGAACCUGCUGCCAAGUUAGCUCGAGAGGGAUUCGUAGUAUCCAAAGAUCUAGCGGAUGAAGUGUCAAAGAAUCGGAUGCUUUACGGUCCUUUGAAUCCGGGAGAUAUAUUGCAGUUGCAGGAACUUGCAAAUACAUUGGACACUGUGGCAGAAUAUGGCGCAAAUGCAUUAUAUAACGGUACUUUAUCCUAUAAAAUUUUACACACUAUCUUCCAUGAGGAAUCGCAGCAAUUAGCGAAUUAUCAUCCUAUUGUGACGUCUGCAAAAAAAUCAAUAUUACAUCGUCAUACAAUUUAUUAUCCGUCACAUGCGAUGUUUAUGCAAAAGAUAAUCCAAGCACUGGAAAGUCUUCCAAUUUCAGAAAAUGCAUCUACUAUAGAAUCUCAAGUUCUCGUUGCUCAGACAUUGAUGCGCGUAUAUUCAUCAUUUCCUUUAAGCAUUCGACAUAUUUUAGCAAUAGACGAAACAACAUACACUGGAGUCAUGGCGAUGGAUUGGCAAGAUACCUAUGUUAGCGUUUUAACCGGUCUAAGUUCACCAUUGGGCUCUCAAAACAUGACGAACGCUGGGUUUUUAUUAGACAAUUUCGAUGCCAAUGACUUGGAAUCAUUCAUCCCUGUUAUUUUCCAUCACAACGAAGAAAUGUGUGGUUUACGUGGAGUAUUUGGUUCGAACGAUAGUUUUCUAAAUGGCGAGAUCCUCUAUAAUCUUAUCAUGCGCUCUCUAAAUGUUUCCGCUGCGAUAGAAUAUCCUAGAUACUAUUUUUCCUCUGAUAGUAUUUCUUUUAUGAAGAUUGAAAAUAAUCAAAAACAUUCAAUGGAGAUUGCAUUGCAAGCUCGAUUAUACUCCAUGAUAUCAUCUCACGACAAUAACUUACCCAUAAAAAGUGUAAAUGCAGUUAUUAAGAAGAAAGAUUUGCUAUCGAGUCACUCAGAUAGUCGUGGAAAUGGAAUUUCAUCACGAUUUUAAGCCGUAUACAAGGCUCAACUUAUCUUCGAGAAUCUCGCAGAUUACACAAUACUGUGAUAUUAAGAGAUAAUGUCGGAUACUUAUGAGCAUAUAAUAUAGAUGUAGAAAAA